Scomber japonicus (chub mackerel) is the source of this 2534-nucleotide messenger RNA. It is a transcript of the gene vgll4b, whose product is annotated as vestigial-like family member 4b. The coding region runs from base 316 to 1278 and encodes 320 amino acids. Gene Ontology annotation, molecular function: transcription coactivator binding. The transcript is spliced from 5 exons. Gene Ontology annotation, biological process: negative regulation of DNA-templated transcription. Lineage: Eukaryota; Metazoa; Chordata; Actinopteri; Scombriformes; Scombridae. The record is from RefSeq and is a predicted model, not a curated record.
GCUGGCUGUGAGGAGAACUGACGCUACUCUUUUUUUUUUCUUUGCUCUUUGUCACCGCGACACAUUUAUACCUGCAUUUCAAAACAAAAACGACAUAUAUCCUAAACUAAUUAGAGCAACUGGAGGAGUUUCGAUUCUCUCCGCGGGUUUUUUUUUAGUCAUUAAAGAGGGUUUCUAGAAAACUAAAAGUUGGAGGCUGGGCCUUUUUUUUUUUUUUUUUUUUUUUUUUAGCUUUUUGACCGUCGCUUGAGAGGAUAGGGGGAAAAAAGCUGGUCUUUUUUUUGUUGUUAUAAAAAAUUUAAAAAAACUCGAUAAAUGCUACUCACGAAAAUGGACCUGUUGAACUACCAGUACCUGGACAAAAUGAACAACAACAUUGGCAUUCUCUGCUACGAAGGUGAAGCAGCUUUGAGGGGGGACCCCAGACUCCAGUCCCUGUCCCUAUCCUCGUCUUCCUCAUCAUCGUCAUCCUCUUCGUCAUCAUCUUCCUCUUCCUCCUCCAUCUCCAGCCACAGGACAGGUCCUCCUCCCAUCAGCCCCACCAAGAGGAAGCUGAGCGGGGACCAGGGGGACAGCGACAUGGACGACAGCGAGCAUGUGGCAAAGAUUAGCCGACUGUUUGCUGCACAGCUGAAACCUAACGGAGAUUAUCGCAGCUCUCCCAUCUCCAAGGACCAGAGCCGGAGCCCCAUCGAGCGUGUGGUGGUGCCCAGUGCUCUGGGAGUCCACAGCAACCACCUGUACAGCCACGCCCACCACCACCACCAUCACCACCUGGCCAGCUUAGCCAGCAUGGACCAGCCGCUGGCCCUCACCAAGAACAGCAUGGUGGAGUCUGCACGUAGCAGCACAGCAGCUAUGGCCACAGUGCCACACACAGUCAGUGCAGUGGAACGCCAGCAGAAUCGUCCGUCAGUGAUCACAUGCGCCCCAGCCAACAACCGCAACUGCAACUUGUCUCACUGUCCAGUCUCCCACAAUGGCUGCUCAAGCCUCUCUAACAACUACAGGAGAAUCAACACCAACACAGCUUGUGACCCGGUGAUUGAGGAGCAUUUCCGUCGUAGCCUUGGGAAGAACUACAAGGAGCCCGAACCUGCCGCCACCAACUCUGUGUCCAUCACAGGCUCGGUGGACGACCAUUUCGCCAAGGCGCUGGGUGAGACCUGGCAUCAGAUCAAAAACAAGGGGAGUCCCUCCUCGUCCGGCAGCAGCCCAAACUCCUCCCCCGACAGUCACAUGGUCAAUCACAACCACUCCCCUUCUGUGGUCUCCUGAAGGAGGAGGGAUUUAAGAGGGAUUUUUUCCCCCCUGUCUCCCCUUCCCUCCCAGUCCUCCCAGCUCCAAAACCAACACCCCCGUCACUUUGGUCCGUCACCAGCAUCCCAGAGGGAAUGCCUGCCUGCUGGUCUGCUAAAAACAUCCAAAACUCUGAAAGCCUGCUCUAACCUCUCUAUGCACUCAUAGAGGAUCAAUCAAGCAAUAACAACAUGGUUAUUGUUUUUUUCCUUCUGUCCUUUGGUAUGCGAAUGCCAGAUAAGAUUCAGUAACGUGAUGAGGUUUCAACUUUGGGACUCGACCGGAGCAUCAAGUUGCUCCCUCCAAUCAUUCAUCACCCCUGCAUGUCAAGCUUGGAGCUGAGCAAGUGUCUGUAGUUAUAUGUACAUAAAGAGAGAAAGGAAAGGUGGUGUUUUAAUUAUUAAUUUUCUUUUCUUCUUCUUUUUUUUGUUUGUUUGUUUGUUUCUUUAACAGUAGUUUUGUUGUACUGCUUCUGUGUUACGAGAUGCCCGACAUUUGAGAGAGAAAAAAAAGAUAAGCGAGAAACUCUUUGGAGAAACUGAUCACAAACCACCUGACUGUGCUACCAAAGAAACCUCAGACACUGAUGUUUAUCUCUGCCCACCUCGAAAAACAAAACGACAAAAGAGGCCUUUUUGUAAUCCCCUCCUCCUGUUUUAUCUUCUUUCAUUCUCUCUCCAUCUUUUCUGUGCCAUCUCUCUCCUGUGUAUGUGUUCUGGUGGUUUUGUUACUGUAUGUGUAUACUUAAGUGAUUGACUUGGUCUGAUUUGCACUACUGCUGUAGAGGGUAAAGGAUGGCAUGCCAGUGUUGUAACCUGGCACUGCACACAUUGCGACUGAUACAGCUGAUUUUGACACAAACUGAUAUUAUCCAACUUUUCUAUUUGAUCUUCCAUUAACUCUUGUUGAAAAACUACCCUAGGCAGAUUUUCAUACUGACAGAGAUACACAAGUACAAGCCACUUUAUUAAUUAAUGCAUUUCUGAGAAAAUAGAAAUACAUAUCACUGGGGUUGGGCAGUAUGGAAUUAGUAGAGAUAUAAAACAUAAUACAGAUUUGGAUACAAUGUCUCCUCACUGCAUAUUGACUAGUGUAGUCAUUAACUAAAGACAAACAUGCUGAGAAAAGGUAAGUGAACAAAUUGAAACAUUUAGAUAAUAAAAAUAUAUUUUGUUUUGAGGUGAAAAAAAAAGAAGGUAUCCAACGAUGAAACUAGUUCAAUGUCUAAACGAUGG